UCCAACAUGGCGACUCCUGUCGAAGGAAGUUCAAUGAAUUCCACAACUAAACACAAGACUCUUAGCUGUGUGUUUAAAUUAGUUGGGGACCAAAUGACGUCAAUUGAUGUAGCCGUUUUGAAGUUUCUGUAUACGAAGAUAAUGAACGAUGAAUUAAUUUCCAACGUGACGGACGGUUACAGUUUUCUAGUAGCUCUCGAAAAAAUGGGUCGUGUUGACGAAACAAAUUUCAAGCAUAUUUUGCAUUUAUUACGAACAAUAACAAGACACGAUCUUACUCAUCUGGUAAACUUACGGAAGCGUAAGACAGUUGAACUGGAUCCUGUUGACGUGUAUUUAAAUGAAACAGAACAUAAACAGAAAAAUAAUUCGAACAUUUCAAAUGUAGAUAAAGACGAUAAUUCCAAUUUAGAUAAAACUUUUUCAACUAGUGAUAAUAGACCUAGUACGUCACACAGAAAAAGGCAAAGGAAAUCAUGUUCAAUGACAAAAGUAAAAUCUUCAAGAACGGACCAUCAAUUAAAGAAUGUGGAUGAAGAAUUAGAAAUGAAGAAGAAAGAGACAUGUGAUAUAAAAUUAAGGGUGAGAGCUGAAUAUUGUCAACAUGAAAAUGCAUUAGAUGGAAAUAUUUUCUCGAAUAAACCUGAAUUAUUAGAAAGACAAUUUGAAAAAUUUGCUCAAGCAAACACUAUUUUAAAAUCUCGGGACUUAGGCUCUAUUGUGUGUGAUAUAAAAUUUUCAGAGCUAACUUAUUUAGAUGCGUUUUGGAGAGAUUAUAUAAAUGGGUCUUUGUUAGAAGCUCUUAAAGGUGUUUUUAUAACAGAUACAUUAAAACAAGCAGUAGGUCAUGAAGCUAUCAAGUUAUUGGUUAAUGUUGAUGAGGAUGAUUACGAAGCUGGAAGAGUCAAAUUAUUAGCUAAUUUAACUCUCUAGUUAUUAUUAUAUGUCCAUGUUAUUUAUUAUUGUUUUGUUUUUUAUAAAUGGGCCAAGUCUCCGUUCAUAUAUCUUCAUAUUAUCAAGUUUAAGUAGAUACUUAUUUUAACCCUUUGUUGUCCAACUAGUUGUAUGUACAUAUACUCAAGUACAAAUUAAACGGUUAGCUAUGUGAAUUUCUCAAAUAUUUGAUAUCAGAUUUUCUAGAAUGAAAAAGCAUACCCUGUCUUGUUUACAAAUUAAACAGUUAGCUGUGUGAAUUUCUCAAAUAAAUAAAAGUGAUAUCAGAUGUUCUAGAAUGAAUAAGCAUACCCUGUCUUGUUUAUGAUACCAACAACUAUUUAUAACUGUUUACUAGUAUGUUAUUACCUAGUUGACAACCAGUAUAUGAUUAAUGUAUAUUCUGGUGAUGUAGGUCCCUCAAGCAGCCAGAUCAGACCUUGGUGAUGAUAUCUUAUUCAUGAAACAUCAACUAAAACAGUGUAGAAAUAUUGAAUUUUGAUUGAGGACUGAAAUUCGUGUUGAGGUUUUAGUUUUUAACUAAUUAAAAUGAGAUAUACAGUAAUAUCUGAGUUAAAGUUUUCAUAAAAUAAAGAGUUGAGAUAUACCAUACUAAUUAAAAUUAAGAGUUGAGAUAUACCAUACUAAAUGAAAUAAAGAGUUGAGAUAUACCAUUCUAAAUGAAAUAAAGAGUUGAGAUAUACCAUAAAAUGAAAUAAAGAGUUGAGAUAUACUGUACUAAAUGAAAUAAAGAGUUGAGAUAUGUAUAAAAUAGUCUUGAUAAUAUAAAGAUGAUGUUUUUACAUUAGAAAGAUGAAACUCGACCCAUAGAAAAAAAUAAAUGUGCCAUACAUUUUAUUGUGCUAUCAAAAAACUUACAAUACGAUUAUUUCAACUUACCGUGUGUGUUUUAUUGUGUUGGGAGUGUGAGUUUAUACCCUGUCAUUGUUUUAGUCGUAUAAAAUUGUCUGUUCUUAAAUAUCAUAGAUAGAACUACAGACAUCGUGCAGGUUACCACCCUGGGCAUGGAUGCAUCUAAUUCAGGCAACACAUGAUGGUGUAUAAAGUUUUUUUCCUAGUAAUUGCCGGACUUGUUUUAUUUUUACUUAAAGUUACAGCCAUUUAGAUUGUUAAAAUUUUGUAAUUAUGUUCCUUCUGUUGAUAUCCCCAAACAUUUUAACUGAAUAUUAUAGGCUGAAAUUGAUGAACACAUUUAUAUUAUUUGAUGAAUGAUCAUCCAUAUUGGGUAUAGAUAACUGACUAGUAGUAGAAUCAAUACUUCUAUAAGGCAUGUUUUAACCAAAUGGUAGAUUUAAAAUAUGGUCUUGAAGGUUUAAAGAAUAUUGCUGACACAAGUAUUGGGAUAAUUAAAUUCAUGUCAAGGCGAUUAUAACUAGUUUGUCAUACCGAUUAUAACUAGUUUGUCAUGGCUAUUAUAACUAGUUUGUCAUGACGAUUAUAACUAGUUUGUCAUGACGAUUAUAACUAGUUUGUCAUGGCUAUUAUAACUAGUUUGUCAUGAUGAUUAUAACUAGUUUGUCAUGACGAUUAUAACUAGUUUGUCAUGACGAUUAUAACUAGUUUGUCAGUGUUUAUUAAAACAGUUGUUUUAUCUCUUAGCAUUUAUUUAAUUAUUUGAAAUCAGUAAAAUUAUCUCAUAUUGAAAUGGAAACAAACAAAUAAAGGAUUAACACUUUUUAUAAAUCUACAACCAAAACCACACCAAUAAUUAUAACAGAGUUAAAUAACAUUGGAUUAAUUUCUCAACAUAUUUAAAAUGUAAGAUGUGACUACUAGAUAGGAAUGUAUGUUUAAGUGAGUCUCAUAAUAUCUAUUAUAUCAUUGUGAAUAUGUUCAGUUGAUCAUUGUGGAUAUAUUCAGUUGAUCAUUGUGAAUAUGUUCAGUUGAUCAUUGUGGAUAUAUUCAGUUGGUCAUUGUGGAUAUGUUCAGUUGAUCAUUGUGGAUAAAUUCAGUUGAUCGUGGAUAUAUUCAGUUGAUCAUUGUGGAUAUAUUCAGUUGAUCAUUGUGGAUAUGUUCAGUUGAUCGUGGAUAUAUUCAGUUGAUCAUUGUGGAUAUAUUCAGUUGAUCAUUGUGGAGUUGAUCAUUGUGGAUAUAUUCAGUUGAUCAUUGUGGAUAUAUUCAGUUGAUCAUUGUGGAUAUAUUCAGUUGAUCAUUGUGGAUAUGUUCAGUUGAUCGUGGAUAUAUUCAGUUGAUCAUUGUGGAUAUAUUCAGUUGAUCAUUGUGGAGUUGAUCAUUAUGGAUAUGUUCAGUUGACCAUUGUGGAGUUGACCAUUGUGGAUAUGUUCAGUUGAUUAUUUUUAAUUAUUAACAAUCUGUUUAAAAAUAAACUUGUAAUUAUUUAUUCCUUUAUCGUUCUUAAUGUUUACUAUCAUUUAUAAUAUAUUCUCUUCAGUUGAAAUUUAUAAACUUGUUAAAUCUGCUUAACUGUGGGAUAAAAAUUAAUUUAGAUGCAGAGAGUAGACAUAAAUAGAUAGAGAAGUGACUGUUGAACAGAAGUAUAACAGAGUUAGGUAGAAUAAAGUUUGAUAUAUAAGGUUUCAGACCUUGUUAAGGGUUGCAUUAAAUUCAACUUUUAUUCUACCAAAGUCUGCUGAUGUCUUUCUGUUCUAGAUGGACUACCCUAUGUUUUGUUAUAACAUCGUCAUUCUAUAUUCCAUAACUAGUACCACAGUUCUUGCUAAUAUCCCGGUUUAUACAGCUAUACUGAUUCACAUAACCUCAUAGAUUCUAACAAACAAAUUAAAAUAAUUGAAAGAUUUGUGUUUGUAUCUGAAUGAAUUGUUUAUUAUUUACAAGUAUUUAUUAUGAUUUUAAGCAAUGAACGACAAAUAGGGCAAUUUAUCAUUUGUUGUAUUUAUAAUUUAUAUGUUAAUUCCUGCAUAAUGAUGUAAUUAUUUAUUGAUGUUUAUAAUGGACCAACAUAUUCCAUCAUCGUCAUCAUUGAUUAAUCUGCAUGUUGAAAGUGUCAACUGUACACUCUUAAGUAUAUUAGACACUUAAUAAUUAGUGGGGUGGGGGGGGGGGGAUGGUCGAAUGGUUAGCACAUGCGCGUUGUAUCAUAAGGUCUGUAUGUGGCAAGGAGUAGUCCAACCUUGUGGGGUUUUUCCGGGUCCUCUGGUGUCCUCCUAGUUUGUGUCAAAUGGAUGUUAAACCCCAUUUCUCUAUCAUUAAAUAAUUAUUGUUUGAGAAGUUUUAGAGUUUUACACUGCUCACUAUUUUAUUGUAGAAACACUACUACUACUACAAUAUCUACUAAUUGUUAAGCUGAAUUUUGAAAUAUGUAAAGAAAAAUUAUUUAGAUGUAUCUCAAAAUGGAACCAUUCACUUGGAAUAAAUUAUUUGAGUUGAUGACUGUCAUGUUAGUAAGAAAUCUGUCCAUUUUUCAAACAUUUUAUUUAACAACAAUUCUAAUCUUCAUGUUAUGUUAUUUCAUUUUUCAUGUCAAUUGAAAUGUGAAAAUCAUUGUAAAAAGAUGACAAGAAGAUAGAUGUUGAACCUCUGGCUUUGUCAGUCCACGAUUUAACAAAGUUUUCAACAUUUAAUUAUUUUACCUGUUAACAAAUCAAAUAGAGAUCAGUGGUGUCAUUAAUCUCAACUUUAAAUGAACUGAGUUAUUUGAUAAAGUGAGUUAUUUGAUAAAGUGAGUUAUUUGAUAAAGUGAGUUAUUUGAUAAAGUGGGUUAUUUGAUAGAGUGAGUUAUUUGAUGAAAUGAGUUAUUUGUUAAAGUGAGUUAUUUGAUCAAGUUAUUUGAUGAAGUGAUUUAUUUCAUAAAGUGAGGUAUUUGAUCAAAUGAGUUAUUUCAUAAAGUGAGUUAUUUAAACACUUGUUAACAGUAUUUGAGAAACUGGUUAUAUAUAAUUUACACAGCUUGGUUAUAAUCAAACCUCAUACAGGGAGGAGUAUGAUUCAUGUUUUGUGUAGUUUUUUUGUUGAAAGAAUAAACUUUCAGACCCCUUUCAGGAACUAUAUGUUGUUAUAAAAUCAAGUGUUAUAACUCUAAAAUUAAAUACCGGUACAUGCUCAAAUUCAAAUAAAUUAUUAUCACCUUGCGUUCCUUUAAACUCCAUCCACAGUUCAUUUAUUUUACAGUUUAUGUAAUAUCUAACCUAGUCAACAUGGAAGCUAAUUGUAAUUUUGAUGUAUAUGAGGUUGGGUUUUAGAUAAUUCUCUUCAAUGAUCAGAAUCCUGGUUGUUUGUGCUGAAAUGCUGCUAAGUUCUAGUUUAUUACUUGAAAUUGGUGGCAAGAAGACAAUAAUUGUAAUGUCAUACAUGUUGUUAUAAAGUUUCAUGACGUUUCUCAGUGCCGAUUGUUUAGUACUGAGGUUUAUCAUGACGUUUCUUAGUGCCGAUUGUCAAGAAGUGAGGUUUAGAAGAUUGCUUACAGAAAUACAAGUUGUUGAUAAAAUAUAGAGCCUGAAUGAAAGUAAUACGAGUUGUUGAUAAUAAUAUAGAGUCUGACCUGAAUGAAAGUAAUAUUAUUAUUAUUCAUGUAUAUUGUAUUUCAUUUAGUAUAAAAACAUCAUUGGUAUUAAAUUAUCAGAUCUCUACUCAAA
Molecule: messenger RNA, 5507 nt
Organism: Patella vulgata (common limpet)
Lineage: Eukaryota; Metazoa; Mollusca; Gastropoda; Patellidae
Product: death effector domain-containing protein
Exons: 4
Coding region: 7-933 (308 amino acids)
Biological process (GO): extrinsic apoptotic signaling pathway via death domain receptors; regulation of apoptotic process; apoptotic process
Cellular component (GO): nucleolus
Molecular function (GO): DNA binding; protein binding
Source: RefSeq, a predicted model, not a curated record